Messenger RNA from Penaeus monodon (black tiger shrimp), 1823 nucleotides. RefSeq lists its product as uncharacterized. The coding region runs from base 91 to 1563 and encodes 490 amino acids. NCBI's taxonomy places the organism in Eukaryota, Metazoa, Arthropoda, Malacostraca, Decapoda, Penaeidae. The record is from RefSeq and is a predicted model, not a curated record. The transcript has 12 exons.
AGAGACAGAAGCGAAGAGGAUCGGAUAAAAGUGUAAAUAAAACUGAUUUCAAAACAAAGCAGGGAUCACGCUGACAUAAAGGGAAUCAAGAUGAUAAAGUCAUCAGAAGAGAGCGGCAUGGAUGAAGCUGACUCGGAUGACUCUCUGCCAUUUCUCGGAACAUAUGAAGAAAACUCUGCAAAACCAAGCAAGGAAACCAGGAUGGACUACGAAUACCUCGUCAGCGCAGAAUUAUCAGACCAACACAAAAAGAACCAGUUGGAAAAGCUACACAAGGAAAUCAAUCUGUUUAAUUAUGAAGAUGAUGAUGUUCCAGUCGCCCAGAUACAAGUUCCAGAUGUUGAACAAAGACAGGUUAAGUUACAUCCACCAGGAAUAGUUUUCUUUUCAACUGGUCGCUGUCACCUUUAUACAGAAGAAACAUUGGUGUGGCCGUUUACAGAUUCCCCCACAAAUCCUUUAGGAUGUCUCUCUCCUGAUAAGGUGAAGAUGUAUAUCAAAGAGGGACUUUUUCAGAGGGUAUAUUCAUCAAAAGGAACAACCAAACUUCUGAUGAAAUACUUGUUCCACCUCUGCUGUUGCACUACAGAUGUGGAGCUGCUCUACCCAACUUACAACACUCUCUGUUACAUAGCAGAGAACAACGAAUGCCAUAUGAACAUUUGCCAGGAACUUUAUUUGGCAUUAGAUAAUCUAGGUGCAGACAUGGAAAAGUAUGGCAAGGACCCUGCUCAUAUGAAAUCGUCAGUGUUGCCAUCCUCUCCCACAGUGAACCCUCCCGAACAGCCUGUCUCAACAAAAAAAAAUUUAGCUCUGAUGCUACAGUUCCUGGGAGUGUUGUUAACCCACUGGAGGAAGUGCAGCGAGGAUGACUUAGACGAGCUGAUCAAAAUAUUUGUGGCUGUUGGUCUAGAUCCGACAGUUAUCAACACUGGGUUAGACUUGCAGAUUGCUACUUGUAUUAGUCGCACUCUCAGCCUGUACCCAUCGCAGCAUGUGUUUUUUCAGAGAGUUCAAGGCCUGGUAGAAGAUAUAAUCACCUACUGCAAUUUUAAUCAUCACACAGUAUCUCAUGUUUGUACCAUGUAUAUUCAGCCAACGUCCCUUGGACAAAUAUUUUGCAAAUCCAUUGCUUUCCUGCAAGUGGAGCUCUCACUCCAAGCAAAGGACAAGAACAUUUUAGAUCUAGUCGAAAUAGAUGAUGUGGUGAACCUCAUCGAAAGCCAGCUGGAAGUUAUGAGUGCGGAGGAGGAUGGAUACCUACUGCACUCUGUCAUGAAGCUCUUGGUCUGCUGCGUAGGAGAUGGGCCCUUCACCCCCACUCAGAAGAAAUCACUGAGACAUAUGUGUGACCUCCUUAACCCAGUGGUCAUAAGUAAAAGGGUCAAGGUGGAGGACAUGUACUCGAGCCACUUUCGUUUCUACGCAAGAAAGGUGAUUGAUAAGUGGAAAUGCCAGGCUAGUGCAACAGGACGGCAGCAAACACUACAAGAGAUGCAAGCGAGUUCAGGAAGCAGAGAGGAGAAUGUAGAGGACGACCCCAGGCCAGCUCUGUCCCAGUAGCAGAGGCCGCACCAGGAGGAACGUUGUCACUCGAGUGCCACAGUGACAGAGAUUUCCUUUCCUUCUCGCUUGCAAAACGGUUCUUGGGGGAAGAUAGCAAGGUUGUGAUAUGGAAAUGAUUGAAGAUCAAUACGACCUUGACCCCGUACAGGUUUCAUAUAGAGAUGUGUCUUCUUUUUCUUUUUUCUUUUUUUUUUUUUUCUUUUUUUUUUUUCUUUUUUCUUUUUUUCUUUUUUUCUUUUUUCUUUUUUCUUUUUUUC